UUGUCUGGUCUGGUCUGCUGUUGUUUGGAAUUUUCACUUCAACGUUCAAAAUGUAAACAAAAGCUUUGUCUACGUAGGAAAGAAUUGUCAUGUGUAGUACGCACCAUUAAUGGAGGAUGAGGAACAGACAGACCGCGGGACGGGCCGACAGGAAGGUUCAAAGGACACAUCCCCGACCAUAUUUAUCGAGAGAGAAGAAGUCGUGGUCCCUGACGGUGGAUGGGGGUGGUUUAUCGUCUUCGGGAGCUUCCUGUGUCACUUUAUCAUCGGCGGCAUGGAGCGGUCCGCGGGUCUGCUGUACCUGUACUUCCUAGAGCGGUUCAGACAGAGCGCCGCAACCACCGCAUGGACAACCACACUGGCCUCCGCAAUUAGACUCAUGCUGGGUCCCCUGUGUAGUGUCCUCUGUAACAAAUUCUCCUGCAGACACGUGGUCAUCGUGGGUUCGCUCAUCCUCACCGUUACUCUUAUUAUGACGGCGUAUGCACCCAAUCUCGAGACAGUCUUCGUCACUUUUGGAGUCCUUGGAGGGUUUGGACGUAGUUUAGCGUACGCCCCCGCAGUUAUGAUGGUGGGGAUAUAUUUUAACAAAAAGAGAGGCAUUGCCGUGGGUUUGGCAACGUCUGGGGUUGGAUUCGGGUCGUUCGCUGCCCCGGCAAUUGUAGAGAUGGCCUUCCACUUCUACGGUUACAGCGGAGGGUUCUAUAUACUGGCCUGCUUUGCCAUCAAUUUGUGCAUAGCUGGUAUGCUGUUUCGACCUCUGGAGAAGCAAAGAUUACUGAUGGCUUAUGACAAAAGGAGAAAGAGUAUGAAAACUUUUGAUGUUGAAUUUCCACUGAAAGAAAGCAAUUCGUUUAUUUCUCGGGACAGUUUAAAUCAGCUACCGACGGAGUCCGUUCCUGCAGUAAAUCCUACGGACGGGGGAUACCUGGAUGUCGACAGUAUGACACUAGUCGUCCAAGACACCAAGUCAGCUGAAGUGGCUGAAAAGGAACUGCCGCUACUGAAGACCCAGGAAGAUAGCGUUUCUGGGCAGAAUGGCUCAAUGAAAAACGCGGAGAGCUACAAAGAACAUAAAUCUUGUUGUGGUUUCUUCAGAUCUAAAUCUAAGCCGGGACAACCGAGGAAUAACUUUCUGGAGCUCUCUCUUCUGAAAGAUUUCCGGUUUUUGUCAUUCUGUGUUGCCAUUUUGCUGUUCACUCUUGCCUUUCAGUCCGCCUUCGUGUUCCUUCCUGCUUACGGUAAACAGCUUGGAAACACCGACAUGGAGUCUGCGUAUCUUAUCAUCAUAACCGGGGCCUUUGACGGAAUGGGUAGGGUGUUUUCUGGGAUAGUUCUUGAUCUGAAGAAAGUCAAAAGGUUCCGGGUGUAUAUCUACAACAUCAUCAUGUUUAUGGUGGGCGGGGUCUCCUUCGUUAUCCCUAUGACAGGUACGUACACCCAGCUCUGUGUAGUGUGUGGACUGUACGGGCUACUGAUUGGAAUCUACAUCUCCCAGAAGUCUGUCAUCCUAGUCGAUCUGUUGGGCGCGGAAAAACUCAUCAACUCUUUCGGACUCCUGAUAUGUUUCCAGGGCGUGGGGAUGCUUAUAGGUCCACCUUUCUCAGGUUUUCUGAAAGACAUCAACGGACAAUAUGAGAACGCCUUUUAUGUGGGAGGCAGUUCUAUGUUUUUGGGUGCUCUCAUUUUAUUGACUUCAAACAUUCGACAUUUAAUAGAAGAAGUCGUGGUCCCUGACGGUGGGUGGGGCUGGUUUAUCGUCUUUGGAAGCUUUCUGUGUCACUUUAUCAUCCGUGGAAUGGACCGGUCCGCAGGUCUGCUGUACCUGUACUUCUUAGAGCGGUUCAGACAGAGCGCCGCAACCACCGCAUGGGCAACCACAAUAGCUUCCGCCAUCAGAUUCAUGCUGGGUCCUCUGUGUAGUUUCCUCUGUAACAAAUUCUCCUGCAGACACGUGGUCAUCGUGGGCUCGCUCAUCCUCACCGUUACUCUUAUUAUGACGGCGUAUGCACCCAAUCUCGAGACAGUCUUCGUCACUUUUGGAUUCAUAGGAGGAUUUGGACGUAGUUUAGUAUAUGCACCGGCCGUUAUGAUUGUUGGAAUAUACUUCAACAAAAAGAGAGGCAUUGCCGUGGGUUUGGCAACGUCUGGGGUUGGAUUCGGGUCGUUCGCUGCCCCGGUAAUCGUAGAGAUGGCCUUCCACUUUUACGGUUACAGCGGAGGGUUCUAUAUAUUAGCCGGCUUUGCCAUCAACUUGUGUAUAGCUGGUAUGCUGUUUAGACCUCUUCAGAAGCAAAGAUUGCUGAUGGCUUUUGACAAAAGGCAAGAGUUUAAGAAAAUAGCUAUAACAUUGAUUUUGACAGUUUGUAAAUGGAACUAA
Magallana angulata is the source of this 2380-nucleotide messenger RNA. Its product is annotated as monocarboxylate transporter 14-like. The transcript has 10 exons. Gene Ontology annotation, molecular function: monocarboxylic acid transmembrane transporter activity. The coding region runs from base 110 to 2380 and encodes 756 amino acids. Lineage: Eukaryota; Metazoa; Mollusca; Bivalvia; Ostreida; Ostreidae. Gene Ontology annotation, biological process: monocarboxylic acid transport; transmembrane transport. The record is from RefSeq and is a predicted model, not a curated record.